UAAGGCUUCUCGUGCGAGACCGAUUAACACGUUCUUCCUUUUAAAUUAAAAUCUGUGUGAAAUAUUUAAAAAAUUAAUCAGAUAAGAUCGAUCGUGUUAAAACGAUCGAAAUUUAUGAUUAGAGGACAUAUCACGUGACGGUUAGUGAUCUAAACAUGAAGGGGAUUGGUUGGACGUUGACGUGCCUUCUCGUACUGGCGUCAUUUUCAAAAAUAGUGAUAUCCGACGAACGAUCAGAUUUUUAUUAUGCGAUCGGCAAAGUCGAAGAAGGAAGAAGAAACGGAUUAACGGUAGUUUCAAAGAAUUCUUCGGUCGAUCAAGACGUGGAAUAUGUUAGACAAUUUUUCGACAAGAUACUCGAUGGAAACGUGACCAAAGGAAAAGGGGUCGAAAGUACAGGCCGUACUUUCGGCUUUAAAAGGAUACAGUUUAUGUUGAUGCCGAUCAUGUACAAAAUGGGAGCAAUGAUGACUCUCUUGACGGUGCUCACUGUGAUUUCCUUGAAGGGUCUUUUAAUCGGUAUUAUUCUGUUGAUACUGAAGUUAAGUAGCUUCCUUGCCAAGUUCUAUUCUUGGAAUCAACAACACGUACCACAUUCCUGGUCGCCUCAACCGAUCCACGUACAUGUUCACAACGAUCUUCCUUACGCUCACGGACAAGCUUAUCACGGUUGGGAAACCGCGAGCGGGCCGGGAAACGAUGAAAAUUAUUAUUACAAGGGAUAAAAAAUGAAAUGCACUGGAUUCGAUUACUUCUUUUUAUCGCUCGUAUUGAAUGGAAAUACGACGAUAAGAAAUGGAAUAAUAUCGAUGAUCUGUGAUUCAUUUAGUGCCUUUUGUAGUGCCUUCGUGAUUGAUUACUUGUUAAUUUAUAAAUUAUCUAGUUUUUUACUUACCGUAAAUGCUGAAUAUGUUCCGCUUGUAUUCACUAAUCAAUUUUAGUGAUAUAAUAGUUGAGGAAAGAUUUACUUAGCUUUUAAACAAUGUUCGUCCAUAGGAGAUCAUUCAUAAAGUUAACUAUAUUUUUUUAUUUAGUUAAAAGUAUUCUUAACUAUAUAUUAUGGCUACCAUAUAGCUAACGAAAGUAAGCUAUACGUAAAGUUUCAUAAUUUAUUAUUCGUCCUAAUAGAGAGAAAGGAGAAAGAGAGAGAGAGAGAGAGAGAGAGAGAGAGAGA
Messenger RNA from Vespa mandarinia (Asian giant hornet), 1174 nucleotides. RefSeq lists its product as uncharacterized. The record is from RefSeq and is a predicted model, not a curated record. Lineage: Eukaryota; Metazoa; Arthropoda; Insecta; Hymenoptera; Vespidae.